AUGCCUACCGUCGCGGAAGAAUCUAUAGAUGCAUUUCAAAAUUAUUAUGCCCGUCCACCAGAGAGACCGAAGAAACGUUCUUUCAGACAAAUGCUUUACGAUCCUGAAACAAAAUCAUAUUUUGGCCGUUCCGUUGAAAGCUGGGCAAAAAUUGGUGUAUUCUAUACAGCAUUUUAUGGUGUUUUAGCGGCGCUGGUCGCCAUUUGCAUGUGGGCUUUUCUACAAACAUUGGAUCCACGUAUACCAAAAUGGACUUUAGAUGGCUCAUUAAUAGGCACAAAUCCUGGUCUCGGUUUUCGUCCGCUACCACCGACAGAGAAUGUUGAAAGUACAUUGAUUUGGUACAAAGGAACCCAUCACGAUAAUUACAAACAAUGGACAGAUUCACUGGAUGAGUUUCUCGCAGUUUACAAAGUACCUGGUUUAACGCCUGGACGUGGUCAAAAUAUUUAUAAUUGCGAUUAUAAUCAACCACCACCGAAGGGUCAAGUAUGUGAUGUGGACAUUAAAGCCUGGUCACCGUGCACUAAGGAAAAUAAUUACAGUUAUCACAAGAGUUCGCCAUGUGUUUUCCUCAAAUUAAAUAAAAUUUAUGAUUGGAUACCGGAAUAUUAUAAUGAUUCGUCAAAUUUGCCAAACGAAAUGCCACGAAAUCUAAAAACGUAUAUAGGAGAAAUGGAAAAAACUCAAAUGCACAAGAUGAAUACCAUUUGGGUAUCAUGUGAAGGUGAAAAUCCAGCCGAUCAAGAGAAUGUCGGACCAGUUGAUUAUUUGCCAAUUAGAGGAUUCCCUGGCUAUUUUUAUCCCUAUCAAAAUUCUGAAGGAUAUCUUAGCCCUCUUGUGGCCGUACAUUUUCAAAGACCUAAACGUGGUAUUAUCAUUAACAUUGAAUGUAAAGCUUGGGCCCGUAAUAUCAUACACGAUCGCAAAGAACGAGUCGGUUCAGUACACUUUGAACUUUUAAUCGAUUAAUGCGAAAAUUACCACCAUUCUGCUGCUUAUAUUAUAAAUUUCUCGAACAACAAAGUGUUUUUUUUUUUUUUUUAAAUUAAUUUAAUUCAUUUAAAAA
Glossina fuscipes is the source of this 1069-nucleotide messenger RNA. RefSeq names its product sodium/potassium-transporting ATPase subunit beta-2 (gene nrv2). The record is from RefSeq and is a predicted model, not a curated record. Gene Ontology annotation, molecular function: ATPase activator activity. NCBI's taxonomy places the organism in Eukaryota, Metazoa, Arthropoda, Insecta, Diptera, Glossinidae. The transcript is spliced from 6 exons. The coding region runs from base 1 to 972 and encodes 323 amino acids. Gene Ontology annotation, cellular component: sodium:potassium-exchanging ATPase complex. Gene Ontology annotation, biological process: intracellular sodium ion homeostasis; intracellular potassium ion homeostasis; potassium ion import across plasma membrane.